Megalops cyprinoides (Indo-Pacific tarpon) is the source of this 2019-nucleotide messenger RNA. RefSeq names its product ceramide synthase-like. The record is from RefSeq and is a predicted model, not a curated record. Gene Ontology annotation, molecular function: sphingosine N-acyltransferase activity. Gene Ontology annotation, biological process: lipid homeostasis; ceramide biosynthetic process. Gene Ontology annotation, cellular component: endoplasmic reticulum; membrane. Bases 245 to 1141 code for a protein of 298 amino acids. The transcript is spliced from 6 exons. Lineage: Eukaryota; Metazoa; Chordata; Actinopteri; Elopiformes; Megalopidae.
GGCUGUGUUAAGUACAAUAUACAGUUGAAUGUAAGCUUUAUGAUUAUGUAAAUUCUGGUAAGACUCCCAUACCUCAACUCUAUGUGUAAUUCACUAAGUAGAUGCGGAGAUAAAGUACAGUGUAGUACAGUUUCUACACUGAUGUCAUUCGAUUACCAUUACUGAUAGAGGGAACAGAAGGACAGCACCUGGCAACAGGGGAUUGUUGCUGAACUUUAUUAUCAAGAGAGACUCUUGAGGGACCAUGUUGACGAUUUUAGUCGCCGGAUCAAUCUUUUUUCCUGGCCUUUUCCUGCUUUCGAAAAGAUGUCUCAAACACAUGCCAGGACUGAGAUGGAGUGAAGGAGAUGCAGUUAUUGUCUCAGCCAGAUUGGUGUCAUCCAUUCAGGCAGUUAUGGCCUCUUCAGCAGGUUACAUCAUUGCAGCUUCAUGUGACGACAUCAUAGAGGACCAACACUGGCUGACCAGCUCCUACAUCCUCUUUGCUGUGCCAUACUUCGUCUAUGACAUCUAUGCCAUGUUCAUGUGCUAUUGGUACAAGCUUCGAGUCAAGGGCCAUGAGGUUGAUUGUGGCCCCAAGCCUCUGAGUUCAGCACUUUCCAGCUACCUGCGCCGGGAAUUCCUCAUGGUUCUGCACCAUGUCGUCAUGGUCACUGUCUGCUUCCCUGUUUCCGUGUUUUGGCGUCAGGGAAAGGGGGAUUAUUUUCAAGGUGUCAUGUUCCUGGCUGAACUCAGCACUCCGUCUGUCUGUCUUGGAAAAAUUCUCAUUCAGUACAAGCAGCAGCACACUCUACUGCACAAAGUGAAUGGUGGUCUUAUGCUGGUCACCUUUUUCGUCUGUCGAGUCCUUCUCUUCCCGUACCUCUACUAUGCCUAUAGCAGGUAUGCCUCUAUCCCAUUCUACAUGGUCCCUCUGUCUGUGCCCUGGCAGUGUAACCUCGGGGCAGCCCUGCUCAUGGCACCCCAGCUCUACUGGUUCUCCCUCAUCUGCCGGGGGGCCUUCCGCCUCUUUACCGGCUCAUCCAGGUCCCGCCACUUGCCCCCAAGUACCAAGACUGACUCAGAAAGCAAAGCCCUCGAGCCCCCGCCCGCCAACGGAUACAGCGCCCGGGAGACAGAGAGAGAGACCGACACACACUGAGGAAAGGUGGAGGUGAAAAAGGGAAAGAGAGGGAGAUCAGUAAAGACUGUUGGGGAAGGACUUCAAAGAAAGCGAGCGGCAUGCAUUUUACUGUAUUUUACGACACAAAAAAAAAAAAAAAACUGGAGCCUGUACUAAAAUGGAGCAAGAAGGGCUUUAAUGCUGACAACAAACUGUACCAUGCACUCUACUGUACACUAUGAAGGCUAUUGCAAUUGAAGAAGAGAUGGAUAAACCAAAACAGACACCACUCACUGUCCAUCGCGACCUGUUAUAAGUCAUUGCAUUAGAGUAUAUUCAGCUGGGAAGAGAGCAUUUUUUUCUGGACGUCAGAGGAGAGAAAAAGACUGAGGCAAGAGAAUCAACUUGUCUAAGCGCACUGCCCUUACGGAUAAAAGAAGAAAUGAGGGAAAGACGGGCAUGGAGAAGAAUGGCCAUGUGUUAAAAUGCUAAUGUCAUCCUGAACUGAGUUUCUCACACUAACAGGUGAGUAGCCACAGGACGUCACUCCUAAUACCCAGAGAAUGAGACUAAUGGGAUGCUGGUGUGAAAGCAUGUUAGCAAACAGAUUGUACUCUUCUAGUAUGAAUAAUAAUAUGAAAUCCUGGUAGAGUAGAAGGAGCUGCAGGGUUUAGGAAUGUAUUGUACUGUAUAGCUUAGUAAAUUAAUGUAGAUGACCUGUUCAGCUUAAAAAGAAAGAAAAAAAAAACUGUUUCAGCCUGUUCAUGCUAACUGUAUCCUGUAUUGUCACUGUCGCUCAAACAAUAUUGAUGGCUAAGACAGUUGUUUGCUUCAGGAAAGCAAAAUCUCCUCAUCGGAACACAACUGCCUCAUCCCGGCUGUUACUCUCCUCAUUCUGUUUUUCCUGUUUUACAUCA